Messenger RNA from Gilbertella persicaria, 3168 nucleotides. RefSeq lists its product as uncharacterized. Gene Ontology annotation, cellular component: cell tip; microtubule cytoskeleton. Gene Ontology annotation, biological process: establishment or maintenance of actin cytoskeleton polarity; signal transduction. The coding region runs from base 1 to 3168 and encodes 1055 amino acids. The transcript is spliced from 4 exons. The record is from RefSeq and is a predicted model, not a curated record. NCBI's taxonomy places the organism in Eukaryota, Fungi, Mucoromycota, Mucoromycetes, Mucorales, Choanephoraceae. Gene Ontology annotation, molecular function: protein binding.
AUGUGGCAGUCUGAACAACAAAUAUUGGAAGACGAUGUGUCAUCCAUGUCUUCUUCGCCUAGUAUUCCCGACGAAAAUAUUAAUUUUGAUCUAGUAUACGCGCUACAUACAUUUGUUGCUACAGUGGAAGGCCAAGCAUCUGUGGUAAAAGGAGAUGCAUUGAUUUUAAUGGAAGAUACAAACAUUUAUUGGUGGUUAGUGGAAGUCAUCAAGACGCAUGAAGUGGGUUACAUUCCCGCCGAGAAUAUAGAGACACCUUAUGAGCGAUUAGCAAGGUUAAAUAAGCAUCGAAAUAUUGAAAUUACUUCACCUUCAGCACAUGAUACACAUAGUGCCUUGAUAUCACAACAUCCUCUUGCUCCUCCACGUCAAGUCUGUAUUGAAGACGAGUCCAUGUAUACUGUGUUUCAUUAUGAGGUAGAGUCUGAAGUUGAUCAAGAUGAGCCACUUAUUGAAGAAGAUGAUGAUGAUGACAUUGAAGAAGAAGAACAAGAGGAAGAUCACCAGAUCACACAAAGACAGAGCAGUGAGUACAGUGAAAUGAUGAUGGAAGAUGCGAGUCAAGAAUGGCAUGAAAAACGAUGGAGUGAGGAAAGAGGUCCAUCAGAACAAAAUCUGAUCCAGCAUGAAACACCUAUAGGAGCAAACGAAUCACAAGAGGAACCAAAAAUGGAAUUGCGAGUGUUUGCAGGCAAUAUUGGUCAAGGCCCGUUGUUUCAUGCAUUUUCAAUUUCGCAGUCUACAACAGCAGAUGAAUUACUCAAGACAGCAACGACUAAAUUUGAAUUGUUAGCACCUCAUGCCAACAAUGAUACGACUAUUGAAUAUUAUCUGGCUGUUCAAGGCAUGGAUGGCGAUGAAUAUAUUCUUUCUGUCCAAGACAAACCAUUCUCUAUCUUCAAGACUUUGACAGAUUCUCUUACAACGCCUAUGCCUUCGCUUUCUUACAUUCGUCGUAUAUCUCAACAAUCUAUUUCUUCUAUUACAGCACCUUCACGUCGACCUCGGUCAAGUAGCUUUAGCAACUACGAACAAACUUCAUAUGAUGAAGACUCGGUGAUUCGGUUCUAUUUACACCGUCGUAUCAAGCGCGCACAUGAACGAGAGGGCCUUUUAUACAUCAAAGUGUCACUUUAUCCUGAACAUCAACAGAAAAAGAAAAGAAUGGAAAUUGACCGUAUGGACAAAAUCAUUCCAGUCAGACAAGAAUCCCAUAUUGGCGAUGUCAUUAACUUUGCAUUGGAAAAAUUUCAUGUGCCUGAUACACAAGCAUUUGGUUAUUUCGGCGGUAACAAGAACGGCUUUGAACAACGCGACCUAGUUGGCUACAAAAUGUAUGUACGGGGUAAUCAACAAGAAAUCGAACUAGACCCAAAUCAAUUAAUGUCGAUAGUUUUAUUACAGCAACAAAAGGCGUCGACUAGCUCUGGGCCUAUUACAAGUGAUUUGUUGUUUGUAUUACGCAGAGCAGGUCAUAAACCAUUAUUAGAAAAGUCUCGCCCAGAACAACAACAGCAGCAGCAACAAUGUUUAGACAAAGAGCAUCCUUCACCUCGGCUAUCAGACAGAAGACCUAGUAUACUCGAUAUUUUGAUGGACAAUACCCCUAGAAUUGGGGAGCGCCGUCCGAGUGUCAUGAGUAGUCUACUUCUUGUUGAACAACAGCCCCCACCACGUUUAACGGAGCAAGAGAAUAAUAACAGGAGACCUUCUGGUUCUACAAUUAAUAAUCAUCUGCAGCAACAAAACACAUCUUUUUCUUUUUCGUCUUCAAAACAAGUAGGUCGUCGUUCUUCGCAACCCACUAUUUUUUCUGAAGACAGCUUUAUGGAAUACGAUACUAGUACAAUGAAGCAAGAAGUCAAAAAGAAAGAAAGUUUUAGACAGCAAUUAAAACGAUUUGUAGGUUGGGGCUCUUCUGUAACUAAUAAAAAACAACAACAACAACAACAACAGCAGCAGCAGCAGCAGCAGACUCCUCCUCCAUUAACCAUUGAGUCUUCUGAUAUUAGCUUUGUUUCAGCGCCUUCCACGCCGUUACCACCUACACCGAGUACGUUGCCCAAGUCUCGUCAAGGUAGUCAAUGUGCAGAGACAACUAUUUUAUCUCGAAGGCCUAGUGAAACUUCCUCUCAGGAUCCUUCUGUGGCUGCAUUAGCUGCUGCUGCUAUGGCAAGCGUAACCAAUAAACGGUUAUCAACUGUGUCUUCUGUAUCUUCUGUAUCUUCUGUCUCCCCCUCGGUCACUUCUGAAGAAAUUGUUGCUGCUACAAGUGAGGCAUUUGUUAAAGCUGAUCAUGAUUCCGAAACUGAAGACAAUGUUCAAGAAGAAAACGAAGAAAAAGAGUCUAGUACUAUACAAACAAGCAACGCACCCGAAGUAGCCAAUGAAGAUGUUCAGACACAGUAUGCUAUGUGGAUGAAUACAGCCAGUAACAACAUUAUUGAGCAACAGGAAGAAGAGCCCAAGUUACGUACUAAAUCAUCCGAUGUCUCUACAGUCAGUAAGCCAACUUUGAGUAACAAAGAAUCCAUUAUCUCCAAUGCUACUAGCACCAUGGUACCUGCGGCUAGUACAAAUGCACCUAGUACACCAACACCAACACCGUACACUGCUACCACAGCACCUCCAUCGAUCUUAUCAGACAAGGCAAUAGAAGAACAACCCAAAAUCCAUAGUAUGUCAUCUAAUGACCUUGAUGAUUUGUUCUUGCUGGUUGCCCAUGGGGUAGACUUCUUGACGUCCAAGGAAAAUUCAAAAUGGGAAGAAGAAGGAGGGUACGACUUCCAUCCUUGGAAUAGACCUGAAUCUUCAUUUGCUGCUGUACGUCAACAAGAAAAGAAGCGCAAAGAGAAUCUGAAAAAUGCAAAUGAUAUGACAAGCGAAGGCGAGGCUAUGGCUAUGGCUAUGGCCAAGACUCUUUUGCUAAACCCUACGGUGUCUGAAGAACAAUUGCAAAAGCAACAAGUACAGGAACAAGAACAACAAGUAUCUCCUCCUUCGCCAGUAUUGUCUGUUGAUACUGAAGAACAAAAGGAGCCUUCUACCAAUAUGGCCAAGAGUAUUCUAGGAGCAAAAAGUGAAAUACAACCUAAUAAUAUACCCCAACAACAGUCUGUAGACGAUGAGGAAUUGCAACGUAUUGUAGCUGCUCAUAUAGUGUUUUAA